CAUCUUGUGACGGCACACCGAUCAAGUACGUAAAAACACCCCCGAAUCCGUGGUUCUAACGCGAAAUUAAUUCGCGUACGCAGUCAAGAAACGUACGGCAGUGUGUUCCUGGUGCGUACUACUAACCAGAUAUCACGUGCAUCCUACAACUAUUAAAAUACACGGAACGGUCCGUUUCGAAAUUAAAACACACGGAGUUUUAAUUGUUUUUUUCGUUUAAUCGGUGCCAUUAUUAUUUAUUAUUUUGUGUGCGUACGUUGUUUUUGUGCGGAGUGCAGUUCACGACGUCGUCUUCCAGCCGGCGGCCGUCCGAGGAGGAGGAGGAGGAAGUAGGAGAGUUCGGAUUUUAGGGAUCCCGAUUUUAUGUUGUUUUGUUCGUAAGAGAACAUGGAAAACCAUUGAUAAUUAAGAAAAAUUGGAUUCGUACAUCUUUCUAAUGAAUCCUAUUAAUUCGUCCAGGAUUAUUCCUCCAUCAAAAUCCAACAACGUGAUUGUAUUAAGAAUGUAAUGCGCUAAAAUGGGCUGAACUAAUUGUUUAAACGGACAAUACUAAACUAAAUACAGUAUUGUGGGGUGGAGAUGGAUAAAGAAAAUGGAAAGAGCAACGAAAGUAGUUCUGGUUCCACCAAGGCAUCAAACACUCAAGAUCCUUCAUCGUUACUCGACGCUGCUAGUCUAUUCGCGUAUUGGCCAAGGGGAGACGCCGCUAACGCGGCCAACGCCGCAAACCUCUUCGCCGCGGCCGGCGGCGGUUUCGGUUUGCCACCGCAUCCGUCCCUGCCGUUCGGGAUGCUGCCUCCGAGUGGUGGCGGCGGCCGAGGGGGCAGUAUGUCUUCGUUGUCGGCUUCCUCGAGUGCCGCGGCGGCCGCCUACAACAACGCCUACACGAACACGCUGUCCGUGGCGGCCAGCCAGGCCGCCAGCCUAGGCAUACCUGCUGCCAGUGCAGCCUGGUGGUCCAUGGCAUCUCAUCUGGCCGCACAAGAUUACCUCGCUCGUUUGCAAGCCUCUGGCAUGAACUUUCCCUCACUAGGUAAUCCAAGUGAUUUACAAUACUCAUCUCUGGGCCUCCCAUCAUUGUCCUCCCAUCACAAAUCAUCGAAAAAUUCGAAGAGUUCUUCACUGUCCAGAUCGCAGGGACACUCAAAGGACAAACUGGCAUCUAUGUCAAAGGUGGAUAGCAGGAUCGAACAAUCACUGAAAGCCACUUCAGUGCAAAACAGUAAAUCUGGAGGCUCUGGAAGUCAAAAAUACUCAAACUCUGGGUUGUCCAUACAACCCAGCAUGAAGUUACCUAGCAGCAAUGCCAGUGGUGAUAGGAAACAGUCAUCGAAAAACAGUGAUCUGAGUUAUAUGAAGCAUUUAGACAAGCCGAAAAGUUCUAGUGCCUCAUCUGGAGUUAAAGUUUCUUCUCAGCCUGCACCCAGCAUAUUUACAAGUCCAUUAACUUUGGCCAGUAAUUCAGACAAGAAUAGUCCUAAUUCAAAUAGUACUCAAAAUUCUGUGAAUAGUAGUAGUAUUGCCAGUUUACCUUCUAGUAUAUUAAGUGAUCCAAAUUCCAUAUUGGGUGGCGUUAGAUUACCGCCCGACACGGAAAUAAUCAAAUACACAUCAUCCAUUGUGGGUCCUAAGAUUCCAGGUACAACGAACCGUGGCAGAAAGAAGACGAUUUCUUUGGAUCCUCCAGUGGAUCAAGAUGGGCUCACACCGCCUUCGACACCGUCAGGUGACCGUGUGGAAGUUAUCAAAUUGCCGGCCACAAAUGGCAGUCCAUCCUCAAUGUUCAACAGUUCGGGGGGAUCGGACGCUACGGGCGGCGACUAUCCACUUAAUCUGUCAUUGAAGCCGAGUACGGCCGUCUCCACCGCCAGCGGCAGUUCCUCUUUGAACUCGCUUAGCAAUAUGUCAGCCAAUAUCGGUGUCGAUCGUAUAUCUCGACGAAAACCUGGUCCCAAGCCACGCCGCGUCGUACCAUCGGGCAGUCAGUUACCCCCGGCCGCUCCUAGCGCCUCUUUGGCCCAACUAUUUGCCCAGGCCGACUCCCCUCGUCCGCCCAGUCGUAACGAAGGCUCGGACGGCGGCAGCUCCACAUCCUCCACCUGUGCCGGCGGCAGUGCCUCAACCAUGACGUCAAUGUCCGCCAAUCACAAAGAAGGUAGACCUAGAAAUUUGGGCAGAGGCGUGAGCAAACCGAAGAAAAACACCGUGGCAUCGUUGCUGGCUCAGAGCAGGGCGUUGGGUAUUAAGCCGGGUCCGAUGUUGGAUCCUAACGCGUCCAUGAACCAGCAGAUGAACGUUCUGAAAUCGAACAUACUGGCUGCGCAGCAAUACAUUUCCGAAGCCGGUGGCGACGAGAAAGCCUUAAAUAAAUUCCUUCAGGAAAAGUUCAGAGGCACUUUAAGUGAUUCUAGCACCGUAGACGCUUCCACCGACUCCGAUAACUUGACCGAUUCCAAUCAUACUGAUUCCGAAAUGGAAUCCGAAGUGGCUGCCAAAAAGCAAAAACAGUACGAUGAAAGGUUACUGCGAGUGCCGCUAGAGUUAGGUUGGAAACGAGAAACCGUCAUCAGAGGUUUGACGAAGAACGGCGGAAUUAAAGGCGACGUGACUUAUGUAGCCCCUGAUUCUUCCAACAAGUUCAAACAGAUGUCUGACAUCACCCAGUACUUGGAGUACCAAAAGAACGGUGAAUUGUCGCGUGACAAUUUCACGUUUAGCUGUCGAGUAAUUUUGGGUGAUUAUUUACAACCUGUACCGCCUGAAAUGGCAACGGAUGGAAGUGAAUUUAUCCAUCUUUCUGAAGAAGAUGUUAAUAGAAGGUUGGAAGAACUAAAGAUGGCUAUGCGUACAAGUCUGCCAGUCGAACAACGAAUUGAAAUGGCUAGAAAACAACAAGCAGCCAGAGCUGCGGCGAGGUUGGACCGGGAACAAGCCCGUUUGGCUAAGGAAAUUGAAAGAACUGAACGACAAGAGGCCGCACGCAGAGACAGGGAAGCAAGAUCCCAACAAAUGCUCGAGGGUCGCAAACGGCUAGCGUUCACACUCGAACAGAAAAUGCAAAUAAUAUCAGAAAUCGAGGCCGGCAAACUGAAAUCGGAUGUAUCUCGCGAACUGGGGUUGGCCAGUUCUACUGUGGCCACCAUAUGGAAGAACCGUGACAACAUUUUAAACGCUUAUAGCACCGAAAAUAUAGAACUACAACAAAACGGCCAUUUUGCCACUAGUAAUGCCAUAUCUAUACCAAAUAUAACAAUGGCCAAAAGAAAGCGCCAGGAAGAGCUCGAAAAACACAGACUUGAAGAACAGCAAAGAAAACAACAGGAGAGAGAACUCAAAAGACAACAGGCAGCCAUACUAAAAGAACAAAUGUACAUACAGGAGAUCAGUAAACAACGAGAAAUACUCUACACUGUUGAGUUGGAAAGAGAACGCCGCCGCCAACAUAUGGCCCUAGUGAAGGCACUUGAAAACAGAAGAAAAUUGGAAGAAAGGGAACGCAAAAAGCAACAGCUUUUGGCCGAGAAGCAGGCCAACAAAGAAAAGAAAAAGGAACAAAGAAAAAUUGAAUUGGAAAUUCUUAACGAAAUUCGUAAACCAUGCGAGGACUUGGAACUGGAUCAAAAACCUUUGCCAGAAUUCGAUAGAAUUCCGAAUAUGAAAAUGCCAGGCAAAGCGUUCGCCGACAUCCUUAUGGUGUUCGAAUUUUUGCAUAACUUUGGCGAGACUUUAGGAUUUGAUAUGGAAUCUUUGCCAACUCUCGAUUCGUUGCAACAAGCCUUAUUGCCACAUGACAACUCGUUGGAUGCAGAAGAAGAACUCUUCUCAGUAAUGACCCAUCUGUUGGUUUGUGCUAUCGAAGAUCCUGGUAUUCCUAAUCCCGCAAGGCACACCACGAUCUUGGGCCAAAGCUUACGACAGGCUGACAUAACGCAUCAAAAUUUGUCGGAAAUUCUCAGAAUUUACCUGUACGCUAACGCAACCGGUGAAGUGAAGGCCCUUACAGGUGUCCAUUUUGAGAGAGAUCGCGAAAAAAGAAUAGCUGACCAUCAUCAAAACGACAACGAAAUGCAGCAGACUCAAGUGGGAAAGAAUUCUCAAUAUUAUGAACUGUUGCACGAGAAUCCAACAUAUAAAAUGUCAGAUAUGCUCAAAGACAAACCAUUCAUGGCAUUGUCGGCCACUGACAAAGCUGCCAUAUUAGCUUUUAUUUGUAACGAGUUGCUUCAGAAUAAAGCAGUUAUUAGACAAAUUGAAGUGUCUCUUGAAACUGUAGUACAACAAAGAAAAGAGAAGUGGCUUCUGGACACUAAAAUUAGAAAGUUGAAGAUGUUGCACAGUCGUAAGGUCAGGUCGGAAGCUAUGGAAAAAGCACAAAAGGCAGAUGGAGAAGAGGGCGUAGAUUCUCCUUCAUUGCAUAAAGAUGAUCUCCUAGAUGAAGAUGAGAACGACAUGAGCGAAAAUGAAAGUGUUGGUACACAGCCUGAAGAGGUAAUCUUGGAGGAGGAUAACAAAUUGUCUGGUGAGGAGCUUGGAAAGAAGCUGGAGAAGUUCGUCAAGAGUUCUGAAUCCCAGUUGCACGCACUAAAUGUCGCAACACAUCAGUUACGGGCCACAUGUUAUGGUCAAGAUCGCUAUUGGCGCCGGUACUGGUCAAUGCCCAAAGCGGGUGGGAUAUUUGUAGAAGCGAUUGAGUCUGCCGACUAUGCCGAAUUCGAAAAUCAAUUUAAAUCUGACAGUGAUAUUGCUCCAGUUCCAAUUCAUAGCUUGAGUGAUGUUAAUAAUAUCGUUGACAGUGUUGAAAAAAUCAAUGACACUGAAGUAGAUCAAGAGGUAAGUAACAUCGUGGCAGCCAAUGGCGACGGACUUCAAUCGUCCGAUGUUAAAAUGACCGAUGACAACGAGAACGAGCACAGAAAAACACCUAACCGAUUAAACACUCUUGGAAAUGGUGAGUUGCCGGACAAUGGCGAAAAGAAUUUGGUACAACUGCAGAAAAGCGUGGAUGACAUUGUACAAAACCUCGAACGUAAUAUCGAUCUGGAAAAACAGAAGGAAUCUCAAGACAAUAAUUUGAAUAACCAUGUCGAGGUGAAAACCGACGCCAUGGACAACGAACCGAUUGGAAGUAAGAAGUUUAAUCUCUUCGAACGAUUGGGUCAGUGUAUGGAGCGUGAGAACAAAACCGAAGAAGAUCUGAAAGCCGACGUCAAAGCCGAAGUCAAAGAGGAGCUGAAAAAUGAAAUUCUUAACGAACUCAAAUCAGAAAUUAAAACUGAAUUAAAAACAGAAGUUAAGCAGGAAGUUGAGGAGGAAAAGAUUGAUCCUGAACAUAAGUGGUUCAGUAUUGUGCACAAAGACGGAUCCACUUGUGAAGGUGUUCAAUUAACUGCCGGAAACAAAUGGGAAAACGGUGUUGGAGCAUGCACUAGAGACAACAUAACGGAAUUAAAGAUACCCGUCUUCCCGCCACCUGGCUCUAACUCGUCAGCAACCUACAACUCGUGUGAUAGUCCAGCACCUUUACAGAUGACCCCUGAGGAAAGCGUUCAACUUGAGCUCAUAAAGAAGCAUGGUAUGCCAGCAUCAUGUACACGGAUGCCCGUCCCGAAGGACAAGAGAUAUGGCUGGUGGCGCAUCACCGAAGUCGAUCAGCUCAGGGAAGUGUUGGACAACUUGCAUAUGAGAGGCGUUCGUGAACGUGAACUUAAGCGAAACUUCGUCAACAUCAUGCAAACUAUGUAUGAAAAUCAAGGACGUUUGCAUAUUGAAGAAGGCUCCAAAGAACUGAGCGAGUUCAUUGCAGAACAAAUGGACGAUGUCGACUAUGUUGAAGAUGCUCCACGUCCGGAUCCUCCAGGUUCUUGGAACCAAUCGAUUGCUCAUCGUGUGGAUCUCUUCCUUUUGGAACAGGUUGAAGCACUUGAGGAUAAAGUCGCUAGUGCCAGCAUGCAAGUAAAAGGGUGGAAAUUGCCUAGUAGAGAUCUUCCCGAGAUUGCAUUCGGUGAGGUAGUUAAACUUGUAAAGGAGAGACUGAGCUCUCUAGAACAGAACAUUGAAAGGCGUUAUUUAAAACCUCCAUUGGGAGUAAACACUGGCGACCCGAACCUUGCCGCCCUAGCGCACGAAGCCGCCUCCGGAAGUGGUGGCGGUUCGUCAGGGGGUGGAAACUGUGGUUCCGGGAGCUCUCUUCAGUCCGGCUCUUCGGCUUCGAGCUCCUCUGGCGGCGGUGGCGGCAACGCGCCUGCCUCAGAAGACAUUCCCAAGGGACUGAUGGUGUGGCGCGAGGCUGUUAAUCGCUCUCAGACAUCGGCACAGUUGGCCAUGUGCUUGUAUUCUCUCGAGGCAUCGAUAGCUUGGGAUAAGAGCAUCAUGAAAGCUGUGAGCCUCCCCAAUGUUGUCUUUAAUAAACAGAAAGCCCGCAAAUAUAACAGCAAGCUGAGUAACUGCCAAUUUUGUCAUAGUGGUGAUAAUGAAGAUAAACUUCUUCUUUGUGAUAGUUGCGAUAGAGGAUAUCAUACGUACUGUUUCAAACCAAAAAUGGAAAACAUUCCUGAUGGAGACUGGUAUUGUCACGAGUGCAUGAACAAAGCAACUGGCGAUAGAAAUUGUAUAGUCUGCGGAAAGAAAGUGUCCCAGUCAGGCACAAAAUUGAUCUUGUGUGAACUAUGCCCGCGGGCCUACCACACUGACUGCAUUCAGCCAACACUCAACAAAGUUCCCCGUGGCAAAUGGUACUGCAACAACUGCAUAUCGAAAAAACCACAGAAGAAAACAGUGAAGAAAAAUCAUAAAAUCAGCAGGGAGAGUGAGUCCUCGGAACACCCUCCAUCUAGUCCGGCUCCUUCUCACAGCUCGGUCACAACGAAUGAGGACCAGUCACUGACCUUAAAUAGCGGAGGGGCACCACCAAACGACACACCAUCGGCUUCCGCAUGCUCAUCAAAUAGUGCCGCUGCUUGUGCGACUCCCAAUGUCAGUGGUUCACCUACUUCUUCCACAACUGGUGCACUACAACCUCAAGGCGCAAGCUCUGCAUCAAAGAAGGAUCAGCAUCGCGCAAACAAGAAGCUAAUGAAGGAACUAGCACCUUGCCGCGCAAUUUUGGAAGACUUGGAGUGCCAUGACGACGCAUGGCCGUUCCUCCUGCCCGUAAACACCAAACAGUUUCCCACCUAUAAGAAAAUUAUUAAGAUCCCAAUGGAUCUGUCCACCAUCAAGAAACGUCUCCAAGAUAUGCAAUACAAAUCCAGAGAAGAGUUUUGCGCAGAUGUGAGGCAAAUAUUUAAUAAUUGCGAAACUUUCAACGAAGACGACAGUCCAGUUGGAAAGGCUGGCCACUGCAUGAGGCAAUUCUUUGAGGCACGCUGGAAUGAACUAUGCAUUAAUCAUAGUUGAGGUCUGCUGUUGACUAGGAGACCAUACAAAAAACGUGUGAAGUUCCAAGAAGACACCAUAUAAACAUUCAGUGACACGUUGCGCCAUCAGUAUCGGUUCAGUUCUACAUGGGAAAGUGUUGUGAGUUAAGGAGCUGCUUUUUAUCUAGACUGAUUUUAUGGGACUUAAAAUGUUUAGAGCACUAAAUAUAAUUAAUAAACUUGAACAAUACAGGUAUUUUCCCAGUGUGUGAUAUACUGACAUUAAUAAUGUAUACUUGAGCUUUUUGUUAUGUUGAUUAGAAGGGAAGAAUAAGAGUAAUGAAGCAACCUUUUAUAUAUAUAUAUAAUGCUUUUUGAAAGGCUUCUCUAUACUGGUGGAUUGAUAACAAAUUCUGCAGAGAGUAAAGUCAUUUAAAUCCUUUUUAAAUAAAAUAUCGAAUUUAUUAGCCUUGGAAAUUAAUUUAUGGGAAUUUAUUAUAAAAUAAAUAAAUAAAUAAAAAAGAAUGAAUGAAGUUGAAAUUUUUACAGACUUAGUUGAAAGUAAAAUUAUUUUACUGACUGAUAAAUGAAGCAAUUUAAUUAAAAUGUUUUGAUUGUGAUGUUUUAAUUUUGAGUUUUAUUGUUCACUUGUAAAGCAUCAAAUAAAUUUUAAAAGUGGACUUUACUUAAUGUUUUUUAUGGUAUUAAUCCCAUGUGACUGUAAUUGUGAAUAAAUGAAAUUUUGAACGUCUUUGAAAUUUUCAGUGGGAUAUAUUGUGAAAUCUUUGCGUCUAUAUGUAUAAAAUUAACAUGUAAAAGGUUUUGACAUUACUAUUUGGUUGUUUAACUGAAGAUAAAGUCUGUCAAAUUUAUACAUCACUUAAAUAUGCCGACUUAAAAAUUAAAUGUGAUUUUUUACGUUUCUUGAUUUGUAUUAAAGUUUGUAUUUUUGAUAAGUAUGUACUUUACUUUUAUAUUAUUUAAACUAUUUAUUUAGGUUAGAUAAGCUUGUGUUAAUAAAAUUGCUUUCUACAAUGUAUUUAUUUUGAGUUUUUGUUUUCUUGUUUGUCAUUCCAAAUUUAUAUUUAUUUUCUUUUCACCUAAUAUAUUUGUAUAAAUUGUAAAAAUUCUCAUCAUCACAUCGCUCAACCUAAAUUUAAAAAAUAUACUUGUCUCUUUAGGCUAUGAUGAAAAUGUUUUUAUGUAAGCUGAACAUAGUUCCCAACAACUAAAAAGAUGUAUUAAAUAAUGAAUGUGUUUUGGUAGACUAGUUCUUUGCAAUACUAUUUGCAAUUUAGAACUAGAUUAUGUAUUUGAGUGUAAGAUAUUUAUAAUAAUUAUAUUUACUUAUAAAUGUCAA
Molecule: messenger RNA, 8715 nt
Organism: Aethina tumida (small hive beetle)
Lineage: Eukaryota; Metazoa; Arthropoda; Insecta; Coleoptera; Nitidulidae
Gene: tou
Product: bromodomain adjacent to zinc finger domain protein 2B
Exons: 26
Coding region: 580-7395 (2271 amino acids)
Molecular function (GO): DNA binding; protein binding
Source: RefSeq, a predicted model, not a curated record